AUAAAUGGCUUUCACUGGCACUUAUCUGUUAGCUUGUGCCAGUUUUACUGUACAGUUGAUGUAGCUGCUUCGACUUCCUCGAUAAUCCACAUGGUGCUUAUUAGCAUCGACAGAGUUGUUGCGGCAGCGAAGCCAACAGAUUACAGGACUUCGAAACAUCGAACUCGCACCUAUGCAGCAAUCCUGAUUGCUUGGUGUUUUAGCAUUGCUCUAUCUUUACCACUUGGUUAG
Messenger RNA from Gongylonema pulchrum, 231 nucleotides. NCBI's taxonomy places the organism in Eukaryota, Metazoa, Nematoda, Chromadorea, Rhabditida, Gongylonematidae. The record is from the annotation of a GenBank genome assembly.